UGUGCGGAGUGAGGGUUUCGUUCUCCCCUCGCCGUUUCAUCGACCGGUGUAUUUCCCCGCUUUGGCGUUGCCUGUUGUAUCCUCUAUAGUGAGUGCGAACCUAUUGAAGUGAUAAACGUUAUCACUCAGUGUAGGUCAGUGUCGUUAACAAUGAAACUACAGUGUUAGUGCUGAACAAGUGUAUAAAGACUGGAACUUUUUAAUUAGAUGGAUAUUCUAUCUACCCCUGGAGGUUUCGCUGAAAGAUGAACGGAAUGGCGACUUCUAUCACCGCAUGUGUCGUCUGGCUUCUCAUACAGUGCCUUGGAUCAAGAGUAGCUAAAGGAGCAUGCGAGUUCCCACCCUCCUGGUCCGGACGUUGGUUCCAGAGUGGUGUCCAGCAUCACCUCAUAGUCAACUCCACGUCUAUAGAGACCAAAGGCAACUGUGUCUACCACGAAGGGGACAAAUUCCUUGUAGAAGAUAAGUUAGAUAGGUGUUAUAGGUGUGUCGUUAUUCACGAAAAACACCCGAACGUUCUACAAUACAAAGAAACGUUCUGUGUUAACAAACAUGGCGGCUUGGAUGACUUGUGCAUGCAAAUCACCGGAGAUGCUCCUCUCUACUCCAUGUUCCGAUAUGAUGCUACCCCCACCCCGUGCCCCUUUAGGCCCCCCUUUACUUUCACCUACAACAGGGGGUCUGGCGACUGCAAUUCACCAGUGUCAAGGGCCGACGCUUGCACGGAAGACUCAAGACUCUUAUUGAGGUACCAGGCUUGUGCGGACGUCCACAACUCUGAAAGUACAGUGGAGGAGCUGGUGUGUCUCGCCUACUGGAAGGACGGCUCUACGCGGUAUCUGGUUGGCCAGCUGCAGCACAAGAUGGCCACCACUGACGAGGACAGGUACCGCUGCUUCGUGUGGGAGAGACGAGCCUACAGCAAGACCAAGGUGGCAUUCGACGUGGCGCAGUCUGGAGAUGCUACGUGUAAUGGACUACUGUCGCCAACUGAGGGGUCCAGGACCAUGAGGCUGACCAAGGUCGAGUCACACCACCACGGAGCAGAGUCUAAGUCAUGCAGGUUUCCACGAUGGCUCACGGAGCAUCACCAGUGGCACACCCUCGACCACAAGAAGACCUUCCACUUCUCUCCGAGGAACGCCACUCUGAAGGAGAGCGACAGUGGAAGCAGUUCCAAGGUGCAGAUGAGAGCAGUCUGUCAUGCUUACGAAACAGAUUCGGAUACACAGGCCAAGAUAAUAGCUCACGUCACUACAGGCUGCCACAGCGGAUACUCUUGUUUCCUAUUUUACAAGAGGGACGGACACGUCAUUGAGCUCCAGCAAUCAUCCAACAGGACGUUUCUGCCAGAGGAUGCAUGCAGUCCAUCCAACUUUAACCCUCAAAUUUUACCGUUUACAACUCUAAUAACGGCAACACCUGAAGUGCGCCAAUGUCCCUUCAUGGGACGUUACCUAGUCACAGAGGGCAACGCUCCCAGCGCCUCCAAACAGCUGUUGGAAGAGAAGAUCACCUGCGACCAACAGUACCAGGGGGCCAUGUUGGGCUGUGGCCCUGGUCACACCAUGAAGUUCUACUCCCAAUGCAGCUCCGAGGCAGUCUCAGCCUUCUCCUGCCACGCAGUCUGGUCGGAUACCAACGCGACCACAAGAUACCUGAUAGCUUCACCACAGAGUCGCAAGUCCGGCGGCGCGCACAGGAUCUGCUUCGUCAUGUACAACUCCGCCGAGAGUGGACAAACUGCGCUACUACAAGUUGCCACAGUCACUGAGAGCUGUCAUAGGCAUGUGUUUUCAGGUGCAGCUGGCCAGUACUGGUCCUUCAACAUGACAGAGUUCGGCAAAUGUGACUCCGGAGGGGGUAAGCUGUGGCCGUUACCACCCCUACUGUACCUAGCCGUCACAUUAUCACUACUCAGCCCUCUGUUAUCAGCGAGGUGAUGCUAGUUCCUCCACCCUCUCAACAUAGUCCAACUGAUCUAUGCUUACUUAGGAGGCUUCGACGGCACUUAACAACACGUCCUUCUACAGGUCCACAGGUCGUCCUUAUACUAACGCCGACAUUGUAACAAAUCCAGGAAGAAAUGGAACAGCCGAAUUAGUUUAGUGUUCGUCAGAGGGAGACUUUCAAAACAAUGGAAACGUGAUGGUGCUAAAGUGUAAAAUAAGAAGCUAGAAUGUUUUCCUGGACUUUGACGUUUUGUACUCAUUUGGUGUACGACCGCUUUCGUAUUUAUUUGGUGUAAGAUGUAAGGGAGAGUGUAUAGUUGUCCCCUUUUGGGCAAAUUCGUGGGGAACAGGGGGAACAUUGUAAAGCUUGUUUUGUAUCUGAAAUAUCGAAAGUAUUUUGAGGAAAUAGUGGUAAAUGACUGAUAUAUUUGUUACAAGACAUUCCUGACAGCAGUUCCUUUUCGCCGUUAGAUGUUUCUUUAGUGUUUCGUUUCCGCUUCAAUGUUUUCUGUGGGACGGGAUUGUAAUUUUUAUACAACGAAAGAAUAUUUUUCACGUUGCUUUCGUGGUUUUGUACAGAGGUGUAUGAAAGUCGGUGAUAUUUAUAACUAAGAGUAAACCUAGACCGCUCUGAAUACUCGUUACCAAGCUUUCAAUAGUUGUUACAUACGAGUUAUUUCCUUAGUAUUAUUUAUUUUCGAUCUUCGUUUGUACUUAGCUAUUCGGUGAUCGUCGCCAUAUUUGUGUAACUAUGUAUAUUUCUCUUGAUUGUAUGUUUCGUUGUUUCCGUAUCGCUUUGGGGUUAAAGACAUUACCAAGUGACCAAGGUCCGAGGGACUACGUGCAUUGUAUAGUUGUUAAUAAUAUUACUAUUGAUUAUUCUCAUAAUUUGUUCUAAAGCUAAUGAAAACGAAAUAUAUAUUUUACAACAA
This is a messenger RNA of Macrosteles quadrilineatus (aster leafhopper), 2884 nucleotides long. RefSeq lists its product as uncharacterized. Bases 246 to 1943 code for a protein of 565 amino acids. The transcript has 13 exons. The record is from RefSeq and is a predicted model, not a curated record. Lineage: Eukaryota; Metazoa; Arthropoda; Insecta; Hemiptera; Cicadellidae.